Molecule: messenger RNA, 474 nt
Organism: Fraxinus pennsylvanica
Lineage: Eukaryota; Viridiplantae; Streptophyta; Magnoliopsida; Lamiales; Oleaceae
Source: the annotation of a GenBank genome assembly
AUGGUUUUCAGUGAGAAACAAGAAAGUUUAGUGAAGGAGUCAUGGGAAGUGAUGAAGCAAAAUGUUCCUGAGCUCAGCCUUCGUUUGUUCACGUUGAUUAUGGAGGAUGCCCCGGAAGCGAAGAACAUGUUCUCGUUUCUGCAAAACACAGAUGAAAUCCCUCAGAAUAAUCCCAAACUGAGGGCUCAUGCUGUUAAGGUUUUCAAGACGACGUGUGAAUCGGCUAUUCAACUUCACGAGAAGGGCAAAGUGGUGGUGGCUGAUACUACUCUCAAAUGGCUGGGAGCCGUCCAUCUUCAGAAAGGAGUCAUGUAUCCUCACUUCGAGGUUGUGAAAGUGGCUUUGCUGAGAACAGUUAAGGAGGCAAUGGGUGAUAAAUGGAGUGAAGAAAUGAAUGGUGCAUGGACUCAAGCCUAUGAUAUGUUAGCAAUGGCCAUUAAAGAUGAAAUGAAGGCAGAGACGGCUGCUGCUUAA